AUGUUUAUUUUGGGGUUAUGUAUUCAUAUUAUAUUUCUUUUCUCAAUUUUUGAUAUAUACUUUAAAUCUCCCAUUGUAAAGAAUGUUGUUCCCUAUCAACCGCAGCAUGUGGCACUUGCUGAUAGACUUGUUCUGUUUGUUGUGGAUGGAUUGAGAGCAGAAUCUUUUGUGAAUUAUACUACAAUGCCGUAUUUAAGGACAGUCGCAAAUACUUAUGGUCGAUGGGGUAUAUCAAAUACUCGUAUGCCUACGGAGUCCCGUCCAGGACAUGUGGCUAUUAUUGCUGGUUUCUAUGAAGACCCAUCGUCUGUGAUGAAAGGCUGGAAGGAAAAUCCAGUUGACUUUGAUUCUGUGUUUAAUCAAAGCUAUUACACCUGGUGUUGGGGGGCAUAUGACAUAGUUGAUAUUUUCACAAAAGGUGGUAUCAAUGACCAUAUAUUCACUAAGAAAUUUGACCCAUAUGAUCAAACCUUUAGUACAGAUAAAAAUACAACAUAUCAAGACAAGUGGGUGUUUAAUAAUGUUAAUGAGUUUUUAAACAAUGCUAAAUAUGAUCCUGGUAUAAAUGAAAAGUUACAUGCAUCAAAAAUAAUAUUCUUUUUACACUUAUUGGGUACUGAUACUUCUGGUCAUACUCACAAACCAAAGACUGAAUCCUUUUUAACAACAUUGAGGCAUGUUGAUGAAGGCAUUAGGCAAAUAGAAGAAGUCAUAAGGAAAUUCUAUAAUGAUGAUGGAAGAACUACUUUUCUUAUGACAUCAGAUCAUGGAAUGACAGACUGGGGAUCACAUGGUGCUGGGCAUGCUUUUGAAACUGAAACUCCAUAUGUAUUGUGGGGCUCUGGGAUACACCAAGCUAAGCGGAGUAAAAUAGACCCUGGAAACUUAAAUAUGUCAUUGAAUCACAGAUUUGAUAUCAGUCAGGCAGAUUUGGCACCGCUUAUGUCCACUGUUCUGUCCAUUCCAGUUCCAGUUAAUUCAGUUGGUAGAGUUCCAUUAGAGAUAAUGGAUCUUACAAUAAUCAAUAAAGCAAAAGCUAUAUAUAGUAAUAGCAGGCAAUUAGCUGCCCAGUAUGAUAAAAAAAGGCAAGCUGUAGAAGAAAAUGCUUGGUCUAUUUUAUACAAACCCUAUGAGCCAUUCAAUAAGAAAAAGUUCACAGAGAUUAUUGAGUUUACUGAAAAACUCAUGAGAAGUGAAAGUUUAGAAGAUUUUGAAAAAUUAAUUAUACUAAGUGAAGAAAUAAUUCAACUAAGUCUAUCAGGCCUGGAAUAUUAUCAAAAUUAUUAUCAGAGACCCCUGUUGGUUUUGGUCACUUUAUCAUUUAUAGGUUGGAUUGUGUAUUUAAUGAAAUCAUUGUUAGAACAAAAUGUAAAAGUUCAAAUUAAUUCAUCAGAUUUAAAGAAUCAUAAAAAUGACAAUAGUGGAUUCAUACAAAGUCUAAGGUGGCCUUAUAUAUUAUUUUUAUUAACAGUGUUUAUAAUAACUGGUCUAGUCUAUGCACAAAAGUUCCCAUUACAGUAUUAUAUAUAUACAUUGACACCCCUUUUCUUGUGGAAAUCAGCUUUGUCACCAUUAAGUGUUUGGAGGCACAUAUUAAGGCAGUCUAAUAGAAGCAAGAAAAAUCAUUUUAUAUGGGUGGAAGUUAUAUGCUAUACAGCAGGAUCGUAUACACUGGGCAUGUCCUUUACCCAGAGAUGGAUGUUGAUUAUACCUUUACUGGGUAUGGCUUUAUGGCCAAUCUUCUCAUCAGCAAGUGGCCAACUAACAGUACAUAUGCUGAUUGCCUGGCCGAUUACUUGUAUAUUGCUUAGCUGCUUUUCAUUAAUGCCAGUUAUAGGAAAAGUUACUAAAAUAGAACUAGUAAUAUCGGCAGGCCUAUUGUGGAUAUUUAUAUUAAUUAUUUAUACUUGGAAGGUACUUUUACCACUUUGUGAAGACAAAAGAGAGUCUAAUAAGCAAGUACUAUUAACUAUUACUCAGAUGAUGUUAUUGGGUCUCUCGCUUCAUAAUAUUUAUGUUCAGUCAAAUAGAUUUGAUGAUGGUAGACCAGUGUCACAAAUAUAUCAAGGGUUGGCUUGGACUAUUGCUGUGACGUGUUUUUUUAUACCACUCGUAUUUACAAAAAGACUGAUUUGUCGACUUGUGGCGAUUUAUACGUCAAUUCUGAAUUUUUACCUGUUGUUAUCUGUCUCACAUGAAGGUUUAUUUAUAGUAACACUGAUUACCAAUAUAACUUGUUGGUUAUUUAUAGAGUUCAGGCUCUUGCCCUUUGAUGGUGUUGGUAUACUGGAAUAUAGAUUUGAGGUACUUGAAGAGACUUCUAAAGAUUUUAUUAACUUUGAAAGAGGCAUAAGUAGACAAGAUUUUAGAAGAGCUUUCUUUUUUACUACAUAUAUUGUUCUAGCAUUUUUCGGUACAGGAAAUAUCGCAUCAUUGAAUUCCUUUGAAGUGAGAUGGGUGACAUGUUUUAUAACGUCUUUUAGACCAUUUAUCAUUACUACUUUGAUAUUAUUGAAGACUUUAUCACCGUUCCUAAUGGUAGCGUGUACUUUUCGAGCUGUUCAACAUUUGACAAAGGCACCAAAAGGAUACUUACACAUUAUAGUGUUAAUUUAUUCCAACAUCAUGGGCAUUCAAUUACUGUAUAAUGUGAAAAACUAUGGAAGUUGGUUGGAUAUUGGUACAUCUAUAUCACAAUUUGUUAUUGUGCAAGUGAUAACAUUGUUUAUUGUUCUAAUUAAUCAGAUCGCUAGAAUUUUAACAGACUUCAGUAUUAUUUUGUUUAUUCGCAGAUUAUUAGGCAAACGAAUAAAGAAAUAUGAUUAA
Messenger RNA from Diatraea saccharalis (sugarcane borer), 2826 nucleotides. Lineage: Eukaryota; Metazoa; Arthropoda; Insecta; Lepidoptera; Crambidae. The record is from the annotation of a GenBank genome assembly.